GGCGAUGGGGCGGAGACAGCGAAGGGAAAGCGAAGAGAAACUUAGGGAAGCCGGCGCUCCCGUUUCACCAAAACGCGGCGGACUGCAACACCUAUCAUCCGCAGCCUGGGGGGGGGAAGAUAAGAGCCCCAGCAUCUUCCAGGUGGACUUGGACCACAGGUCCCAUCACCUCCAGUGUCCAAAAGUUUAGGACUGUGGGCGGGGACAUGGAAAGAGAAAAUCCCAACAAGGAAGCUGUCCUCAUUACGGGCGGAAGUGGAUAUUUUGGUUUUCGGUUGGGUUCAGCUUUAGCCAAGGGCAAAGUGGAUGUGAUCCUGUUUGAUGUUUCCAAGCCUACCCAAGAGAUGCCCAAAGGUGUGAAAUUUGUGCAAGGUGACAUCUGUGUGAUCCACAAAGUGGAAGAAGCACUCCAGGGUGUGUCCUGUGUCUUCCAUAUUGCUUCCUAUGGAAUGUCUGGCCGGGAGCAGCUCAACCCAAAACGUAUAGAAGAGGUGAACGUCAAAGGAACCAACAACAUCAUUGAAUCUUGCAGGAAAGUUGGAAUCUCCAAACUUAUAUACACAAGCACAUACAAUGUGGUCUUUGGAGGUCAAGUCAUAGAAAAUGGAGAUGAAUCUUGGCCUUAUCUACCCCUCCAUCUUCACCCUGAUCAUUACUCAAGGACCAAAGCUUUGGCUGAAAUGAAAGUUCUGGAGGCCAAUGGGACAGUCCUAAGGGAUGGUCAGGGAGUUUUGAGAACCUGCGCCAUAAGACCUGCUGGCAUUUAUGGACCAGGAGAGCAGAGGCAUCUUCCAAGGAUUGUCAACUACAUUGAGCAGGGAUGGUUCCGGUGUGUGUACGGGAAUCCUAGCAGCCUGGUGGACUUUGUGCAUGUAGAUAACCUGGUGCAAGCUCACAUUUUAGCAGCAGAGGCUCUGGGUGCCACCAAAAACCAUGCAGCUGCUGGCCAAGCCUAUUUCAUUUCUGAUGGGAGGCCAGUCAAUAAUUUUGAAUUCUUCCGCCCUUUGGUGGAAGGUUUAGGAUAUACCUACCCCUCUCUCCGCCUCCCCCUGUCACUUGUUUACUUCUUUGCAUUUGUUACAGAACUGGUCCAUGUUGCAGUGGGACGCCUGUACAACUUUCAACCCCUCCUCACUCGCACCGAAGUUUACAAAACCGGCAUGACCCAUUUUUUUAGCAUAGCCAAAGCUAGAAGGGAGCUGGACUACGAACCUCAGCAUUACAGCCUGUGCGAAGUGGUGGAGUGGUUCCAAGCCCAUGGUCACGGCCAAAGGUUUAGCAAGUCCUCGGAAAAACACAUCAUCAGAAAUGCAGCUCUGGUCUUCCUGGCGGCCGUGAUGGUCCUUUUGUGGUUGCCGACAUUUUCUUGGAGUUUCUUUUGAAGCUCCUCAAAUAAGAAAAUACAACAAGCGGCGUGGGUGGCCUAGAGGCGGAGCUCUCGCCUCAUACUCAGGAGGCUAUGAGUUCGAUCCUAGGCAGUGGCAGGUGUUUAUGAGUAAUUCUCUGCUGCAAACUCUGUGUAGGCAUUAGGAAGGGCAUCCGACCAGUAAAUUCCUAAGCUCCAUUCCCGACUUCACCCCAAUACGAGGGAUUACAGAGUCAUUAAAAAAAACAAAACAAUGCAAAGUUUCUUUGCUGCUCCAGGUGGAAAGAAAUUAGAAACAAGGUUGCCCAAGCUCACCUUUUUCCUCUCCCAAUGGGGUUCCUUUCAUGCUCUAUCAAAUCUCCCCUUUACUUUUCUGUAGUUCAGUAACGUCUCUGAUGUAAUGGGAUGAGUAUGGAAUACAUCUGGCGGGACCCAGAACAAGGGCCUUCUCCGUGGUGGCUCCCUUCCUUCGGUACAUCAUCCCUACAGAUAAUAGACUGGCCUCCAUUUUGACACUCUUUCACAAGGCCCUGAAGACCUGGUCCAGAGCAAAAAUGGGAGUAGACCAGAGAUGGUAUUCACUUACCUUCGCUACCGGUUCGCAAAUGUGAGUGCAUGCGCACAGCGUCAGAAACAGGAUGUGAUGACAUCUGGGUGGGUGGGCGGAGCCUCUCGCCGCCACUACCGGUUCGCCCAAACUGGAUAGAACCGGCUGAAUACCACCACUGGAGUAGACAAAGUAGCUCAGAAGGGACCCUCCCGUGUUCUUGGGGACAUAAAGGCAGGGGAGGGUGGGAGAGCCCUUCAGACAUGCAAGAUUCUGUUAUUGUAACCUUACAUUAAAGGUGGUGUUAGUA
This is a messenger RNA of Pantherophis guttatus, 2223 nucleotides long. It is a transcript of the gene SDR42E1, whose product is annotated as short chain dehydrogenase/reductase family 42E, member 1. Gene Ontology annotation, molecular function: oxidoreductase activity, acting on the CH-OH group of donors, NAD or NADP as acceptor. The record is from RefSeq and is a predicted model, not a curated record. Gene Ontology annotation, biological process: steroid biosynthetic process. Lineage: Eukaryota; Metazoa; Chordata; Lepidosauria; Squamata; Colubridae.